This is a messenger RNA of Brassicogethes aeneus, 1903 nucleotides long. The record is from the annotation of a GenBank genome assembly. Lineage: Eukaryota; Metazoa; Arthropoda; Insecta; Coleoptera; Nitidulidae.
UUUUGAGGCUUUAGGACGUCGGCUGACGGCGUCUUGAGCGUCUCGACGGUGGGCGUACCGGAGUUUUAGCAAUGCUGGCUUCGCUGACCGAAGCCUAGCGAGUGCCAAGUGCCAAAAUAACAUUUUUUUAACAAUUUACUGAUUGAUAUAGCGUUUUAUAGGGAUUUUUGAAAAAGCUGCAAAAUGCCCCAGGGCCCAAUGGCAAGCCCCCUGAUGAAGCCUUUCGUAGUCCUGGCCCUACCAGGAAUGUACUUAUUUUAUAAGUACAAUCAAUACAAAAGAAAAAGAAAAGAAAAUGCUAAAAGAAAACUCACAGAGCGAGAAUUACAACACCUACACAACAAAAUUGAUAAACUACUGAAUAAGCUUGAAGAAAGUGAGCCUGAAUUAGCAACGACCCAGGAAGAAGAAUGCGUUAUCUGCAUCAACGCCAAGGCCACCAUGCAGACCUCACCGUGCGGUCAUCAAGUCGUCUGCAGAAAAUGUUUCGUGAAAACAAUUCAGAUCGCCGUAUCUCAAAGACUACUCCCGUUGAGAUGUGUUAUAUGCAGAGCCAAGAUUUUAAGACUCAAGACAGGUCCGAUUCUGCCGACCUCUGCAAGCGGUUACUCGGUAAACUCCCGGGCUUCGUCGGUGCCGCAGUCGGACAGCUUGUACAGCGUGAGCAGCGGCGGCUCGUCGAUAUCCUCGACCUCGUGUUCGUCCGAGGGCGCCAAAGCCAACGGGGCGUGCUGCAACGGGCACUGCCUGGGUGCUUAUCCGCGACAGCCCGUCACGGGGGCUAUACGACGGUCGCAGCAGCACGCGAUGAAGAUGAGGCUGCAAGAGUACUGUCGCGCCGAAAAAAAUCACGUCAAUCGUCUGCCGCCAAUAAGGGAGUUGCCCGGGGCGAGCCCCCUACAUAACCCCCCACCAUCCACAAGAAUAAGAUGCGCACAAAAAAUCCUGACGCAGUUAGAAUCAGGGCCCCUUUUAGGGGGCAAAAACUACAAAUACGAAAAGUUGCCCCAGAGCGACGAAGAGGACCGUGCGGAAGACCCGUCGAAGUCGAGGGAUAAAAAGUGGUGGUGUGACAGGAAAUGGAACGAGAAAGCAAAAAGUGAAGAACGCAUAGACAACAAGAAAAACGAGAUAGUUGAGAAGCAGUUGGAAUUGAAAGAAAAACAAAAAAUAAUGGAUAACAAAAAGAAGGAUAAAGGGAAAAAUGAUAAUAAAUCCAGCACAAAAGAGUGUGAAACCAAAAUAUAAUCAAAAAUUAAAUAAAAACCUCACAGUUUAUAAAAGCAAUAAAGAGCAACAGGUCAUUUACAUAGCAUUGUCAAUUAUAUGUCAAUAAAUCAAAACAAUAUCAAAAAAAAUUGUGAGGUAACUAAAAACAAUCUUAAAUCUUUUAAAACUAUUUAAGACAGAAUUUUAAACUUCUUAAUCAACCCUGGUAAAACAAUUUAUAUAAAGCUGAUUUUUUUUUGCUUUUUAAAUUCUUUAAAUUUUUUACAAUGACUCAAAUUGAUUGAUUUAAUUUAAAUCGUCUUCCAAACACUGCCAUUUUUUUGCACAUAUUUUUUUCGUUGAAAAAAUAAAAAUAAAUCUUCCCGUAUAUUUGGCAUGUAUAAAUUUUAACAAUAAGUUCCUAAAACAUGGAAUUUUGCAAUAAUUGUUUGAUAUGUGCCAACUUUUAAAAACCAGGGCUACCACGUUUUAAAAAACUAAUUUAGAGAGUCUGACAUGUUUAAUAUCUUUAAUCUUUAGUCCCUGUAUAUUUGUUUUACAAAAGCGUUUUAUUUUUUUAAAUAUAAUAUAUUAUUGAGUUUACAAGUUUUUUAUUUUUGGGUUUUCGAAAAGUUAUUCCUGUUAAAAAGUUUUAAUCGUCGAGAAAAUAACAUUGGCAUAAAAAAAAUUGUCA